Anoplopoma fimbria (sablefish) is the source of this 4247-nucleotide messenger RNA. Its product is annotated as matrin-3-like. NCBI's taxonomy places the organism in Eukaryota, Metazoa, Chordata, Actinopteri, Perciformes, Anoplopomatidae. Gene Ontology annotation, molecular function: RNA binding; zinc ion binding. Gene Ontology annotation, cellular component: nucleus. The record is from RefSeq and is a predicted model, not a curated record.
AUCGCGAUACUUCAGUCUUCUCGUCCCGUGAUUUGGUUAGCUCAGUGAGCUAUCAUCUACGCACGAGGAUAAGACACCAGACGUUCUCCAGAGAAGAAGACUUCCACUACACUUUGAUGCAUGAGAAGUUCCCUGACUCUAACUUCCCCCGUCCUUCAAACACAGACACUUUUUAGCGGCCGCCUCUUUAUCUUGACUCUCUUGUCCUGAAACGAGCCGGACGGCGGCGUCAUGUCUCAGAAGUCGCAGUCCGACGGAGGUCAGAAGCACUUCGCUGUGGGUCGGGGGCUCCUGGCCGCCGCAGAGACCUUGAACUUCAGCAUGAACGAACAGCGAUCCAGCCGGCAGAUGGGGGGCGUGGCCUCAAGUGUGGGGGUGGGCAGCGGCAUGGAUAACCAGGACGGCGGCUCCCAGACUUCCCGGCGUGGCGGCGGCGGCAGCCACAUCGGCAACACCAUGAAGCUGUUUGCCAGUUUGGGGCUGUCGCCCUCCGACCUGGACGCUCUGGCUGAGAUCCCUGAAGAGGACAUCAGCGUGGAGACGCUGCCGCACAUCCUCAUGCAGCUCAAGAGCCGCAAGGGGGACACGGGGGAGCGGCGUGGGGCCUCCUCCAUGUCCUCUGAGGCCGGGUAUCGAGGAGGACGGGACAGCUGGGACAACGUGCACAUGGGCAGGAUGGGCGGUCCUUCUCUGGGUCCCGGUUCGGCCCGGGCCCAGACCUCCUCAGACUUUGGGUUCAGUUCUCUGCAGGACGGCGCUCCCAGCCGCGGCUUCAGCUUAAAUUACAGCGGCGGUGGGGGGGGGAGCAGAGAGAGGCCGUACUCGGAGCUUUCCCACCACGACUCCUACAGCGGGCUCGGCAUCGGGCCCCUGGCGUCCGACCCCGGCUUUAGGCAGAGGAGGAUGGGCUCCCCGUCCAACGGAAAGGUCCAAGACUUCUUGGGGGUCCCGCCCCCCAUGUUCCCCCACGUGUGCUCUCUUUGUGACUUUGACGUUCACUCCUCCAUGGAGUGGAACCAGCACACUAACGGACUGCGACACGAUGAGAACAGACGGCUGCUGCUCAACAUGUAUCCAGACUGGGACCCUGGGAUGUCCUCAGGCAGAAGUGGGAGUCUGCUGGACACCCCCAACAUGUCUGCAGGGCUGCUGGGACCGGCACCCAUGUCUGCAGCUCAGACCGCAGGAGGGAUGUCCUCCAGCUGGGGAGGUGGAGGAGGUCCUGGUCCGUCGGUGAAGAACCAGCCUGGUCAGAAUAAGGUGAGGAGCAGAGUGGUGGUGGUGAAGUACGACAGGAAGCCUCUGAGCAACAAGACUCUGUUCUCCUUCACGGAGCCGUUCGGCUGCCUGACGGAGCACCUGGUCCUCAAGAACAAGGCCUUCCUGGAGAUGAGCAGCCAUGAGGAGGCUCUGGACAUGGUCCACUACUACGAGCAGCACCAGGCGUGUCUGUACGGCAAACCGGUCAGCUUUUACCUGUCCAAGAGGCUGCUGGUGAUCCAGAAAGACGAGCGGUCCACCGAGCGGUCCACCGACAGAUCCGUACGUGAGGUCAAAGGUCAGGGCAGCCAGGUGGUGUUCUUCUCCAACCUGCCCAGACAGGAGGAGAAGAAGGAGGAACUGCUGACCAUCGCUGGACGCUUCGGCACCGUAGAGAAACACCUGUUCUUAACCGACCAGGCGUUUGUCCAGAUGGGGACUCCGGAGGACGCUGAGAUGUUGGUGAAGUAUUACAGCGUGAACCCGCUGACCAUCAAAGGGAAACCGAUCCGCCUCAACAUCUGCACCAAAUACAAGACCCUGACUGUGAACAGGAGACAAGGAGGAGACAGUCGAAGCCAGAGGAGCAGUGGAGCUAACGCCUCCUCCUCCUCUGGAACCAGGACCUUCUCCAAACCCCCCAGGACCUCCUCCUCCAGGACCAGAGAGGAGAAGGAGGAGGACAAGCUGAAGCCUGAGGAGCAGCCUGCAGUGGAGGAGGAAGAGGAGGUGUCAGGAGUGAUGGAGGGGGAGGGGGAGGAGGUGGAGGAGCAGGUAACUGAUGGAGACGCGGAGGGGGAGGAGCCAGAGGGAGCAGCAGAGGAGCAGGAGGUGGCGGUCAAACAGGAGGAGGUUCCUGAAGGAGAUGAUGUCACUGAUGACACACCUGGAGAAGUGGGCGGGGCUGAAGGUGAGGUCAGGCAGGAGGUGGAGGGACAGACGGGACGGACAGAGACCAAAGUCUCUGCUGAAGAACCCGAGAACAAAGAAGAACCGGACGCAGAACCGGGAGACGUUUCAGAGACGGUGGAGGGAGAUCUGCCCGCCGACCAGUUUGAUGGAGACUUCCUGGAGAACAUGGAGGACUUUGUGACGCUGGACGAACUGGACGAGGACGAGGACGAGGCAGACGGAGAGUCCGACUCCACUGAUAACACCAGGAGAGGAGGCAUGAGGGUGGUCAACAUCGUUGGCUUCAGACGAGGAUACAACUUCAUGGAUGAGCUGCAUGGACUCGCCAAACCUUUUGGGAAGGUGGUCAAACAUUUGGUUCUGGACCUGAGACCAGAGGCAUACCUCCAGUUCACCACAGAAGAAGAAGCUCGAGCGAUGGCCAGCUUCUAUAAGAGUAACAUCACGGCGUCGGUGUGCGGUCGUCCGGUGAGGAUCAGUCACUCCAUGAGCUACCCGACCAUCCAGUGCGGAUCCAGCAGGGUCGUGUACGUGGGUCAGAUCCCCAACACCAAAUACUCCGACGACGCCUUCCUGAAGCUGGCCGAGCCGUUCGGGAGAGUCAAGAAGUAUUUCCUCAACAGGCUGAAGAGAGAGUGUUUCAUAGAGAUGGAGAGAGCCGAGGAGGCAGAGAGAAUGGCAGAAGACUGCAAAGCGAAUCCUCCGAGGUUCAACGGGAAGCGUCUGACGGUCUACGUCAGCAGGAAGUACCGACAGCUCAAACACGGACAUCGAUGUCCAGACAGAACCAAGAGAGAGAACAGCAGCAUGACGCCUUCAUCCUCCAAACAUCCUGAAGAACCUCCUGCCAAGAAAUCCAAGGAGACGAAACCAGAAGAGGAGGAGGAGCAGAAGGAGGGGGAGGAGGAGCAGCAGGAGGACGUGAAGAGAGAGGAGGAGGUGCAGAGUUGUGAAGACAAGAGAGAAGAAAAGUCAUCAGAGAAGAUUCCUGAAGUUUCUGAUCAGAACCAGAAGAGCUGCCAGGAACUACAGGAGGUGAAUCAAGAGGAGCAGGUGGAGGAGCAGAUGGAGAUGUCGACCAAUCAGAACGGACAGACCGACGCCCCCCCGCCGGCUGAAAACAAACCCAGCGUGGCGUCUCUGCCGCUGCCCCACGACCCCGACACCCCCAUCGGUGUUGAACACGUGAAGGCGGGUUUUUACUGCCGCGUCUGCUUCCUGUUUUACUCCAACGAAGAGACGGCCAAGAAGACACACUGCAGCAGCCAGACGCACUACGACAAGCUGCAGAAACAUCUGGAGAAGGAACAGACCAAAGCAGAGAAGAAGAAAGGGAAGAAGACGAGCACCUAGAAAAACAACUGAUGUUUUUCGUCCGAGGAAGACGAGAGGAAGUGGAACUUUUUAUUCUACUUUCCAUUUUAGUCAAAUAUUCAGACCUGAAGGAGCAGCGUGUCAGACGAUAUAGGAAGUUUAAAAGAUGAACUACGUCCCGUGUUUGUAAACUGAUAAACUAGGAGACGUCCCUCAGAGAGACAGUGUCACAGUCAGCGGUCAGAAGAACCUAAAGGACUCCUGAGGACUAGAAGACAGCGAGUUCUUCUGAGCGACUCUGAGCUUUUCUCUCUGUGAUGAGUUGACUUUUCUUUAAAGUGAUGACGAUGCUGAAAGGCUGCUCUGUGUCUCCUCAUGUUACACGCUGACCCAUUCAAGUCUCAGAGCUGUUGUCAUGGCGACGAUGUUGUCUUGAGAUGUUUCAUGGGAGGUGAAGGGGAAAGAAUCAACGUCUGGUUUGUGUCAGCAGGACUUCAGUCCAGGAACUAUUUCCUGAGGAGCAACCGAAGCACUGGGUGGAAGGAUACACUGUUGUUCAAGAAAUAGUCCCAAUUCAAACUGGUUUUUACUUUUCCUUUCUGUAUGUAAACUGACAUUUUAAAACUUCAGUGUCACACUAUGAAAAAGUGAAUUUCCUAAAAUGUCAAACUAUUCAUGUCUGCUUUCAUCCUCAGAGAACGAUGUGUUGAACUUUUUAUGUUGAUGGACUGUUUGGAUGAUUUAUGAAAUAAACCAGUUUC